GACGAGAAUGAAAAUUUCAAAAUGAGAUGCAAAAUAGAACCGAAUGGGUCGUGGCGUACUGAGGUUGCCGCAUGUAUCGUACCUGGGAAAACCGUGGUGCCAGUGAACCAGGAAAGGGAUGUUGGCGAUUAUACAUGGGAAUGCAAAACGAGCGGUAACGGUCAAGUUGUACUUCGGCAAAGAUUGAGCGAUAGAGCGUCAUGUAAUGGUCAUCCAUACGGUUCACAAUGGACAGAAAGAUCGUUCCAGUUCAGAUGUGGUGAAAGAGGUGUGACGGAAUUUAUCGGUUGUAUUACAUCAUCUGGAACGUUAAUUCCAAACGGUGAGGUGAAAUCGGUGAAUGGCUUCGAUAUGGAAUGUAGGAAGCAUGCGAAUGGUACCGUAGCAAUGGGAGUUCUUGGUAGAUCUCUUGAUGCGAAGUGUAAAGAUAACGAAGGACGUGAAAGGAAUCAAGGCGAGAAAUGGAUUGAAAACAAUUACUUCGAAAAAACCUGCAAGGAGCGUGGACGCGUGGAGAUUUCUGGAUGCCGAGUCGACGCUGUCAACUACUUGAUUCCAGUCAAUGGCGUGGCGUCCGCAGGAAACCUUGAAUAUCAGUAA
Messenger RNA from Angiostrongylus costaricensis, 600 nucleotides. The record is from the annotation of a GenBank genome assembly. NCBI's taxonomy places the organism in Eukaryota, Metazoa, Nematoda, Chromadorea, Rhabditida, Metastrongylidae.